Messenger RNA from Cebus imitator (Panamanian white-faced capuchin), 4569 nucleotides. It is a transcript of the gene WNK4, whose product is annotated as WNK lysine deficient protein kinase 4. Gene Ontology annotation, biological process: positive regulation of potassium ion import across plasma membrane; monoatomic ion homeostasis; protein phosphorylation. The record is from RefSeq and is a predicted model, not a curated record. The transcript has 19 exons. Gene Ontology annotation, cellular component: cytoplasm; cytosol. Gene Ontology annotation, molecular function: protein serine/threonine kinase activity; potassium channel inhibitor activity; chloride channel inhibitor activity. NCBI's taxonomy places the organism in Eukaryota, Metazoa, Chordata, Mammalia, Primates, Cebidae. The coding region runs from base 137 to 4264 and encodes 1375 amino acids.
GGGCGGGGCCGGGCCGAGCCAGGGGCUGGGGCCCCAGCUGCUCAGCCCGAGCGCUGCGCACCCAGCGGGUCCGCUUGUCAGGCUGCCGCCUCUCUGACCGUCUGGCUUUCCGCCCUUCGACGCUCUGCCCUUCCUCAUGUUGGCACCCCCGGCCACGGAGACCGCCGUCCCAAUGUCCCAGACUGAGGCCGACCUGGCCCUCCGGCCCCCGCAGCCUCUUGCCUCCACGGGGCCGCCCCGCCCCGGGCCCCAUCCCCGCCGAGCUCGGCGCUUCUCCGGGAAGGCAGAGCCCCGGCCGCGCUCUUCUCGUCUCAGCCGCCGUAGCUCAGUCGACUUGGGGCUGCUGAGCUCUUGGUCCCUGCCAGCCUCACCCUCUCCGGAACCCCCCGAUCCUCCGGAUUCCGAUGGUCCUGGCCCCACGAGGAGCCCACCGCCUGGCUCCAAAGAACCCUCUGAGGGCACGUGGGCCAAGGGAGCCCCUGUGAAGGCUGCAGACUCCUCGCGUCCCGAGCUCCCAGACUCUGCAGUGGGUCCGGGGUCCAGGGAGCCGUUGAGGGUCCCUGAAGCUGUGGCCCUAGAACGACGGCGGGAGCAGGAAGAAAAGGAGGACAUGGAGACCCAGGCUGUGGCAACGUCCCCCGACGGUCGAUACCUCAAGUUUGACAUCGAGAUUGGACGUGGCUCCUUCAAGACCGUGUAUCGAGGGCUAGACACCGACACCACAGUGGAGGUGGCCUGGUGCGAGCUGCAGCCCUCCCGCCUUCAGUCUGGAUCUAGCAGUUCCCGGUUUCUGGGGCCAACCCCCUUGCCGGCCCCAAUUCCCUGCCAGCGGUCUCCUGCUGCCCGCCUGCUGCCUGCUCUCUGCCAUCCCCCGGGCGCCCCCUCCCGCCCCAUGGCCGGUCUGGGCAGCCACAAAGGCACUAUUGAGCUCAGGGCUCCCGGAUGGGGCUGCAUAAAGGCGCUUGUGUCCAGCAGGGGGUCUAGGGGGCUGCCCCAGGCCCAGACUCGGAAACUGUCUAGAGCCGAGCGGCAGCGCUUCUCAGAGGAGGUGGAGAUGCUCAAGGGGCUGCAGCACCCCAACAUCGUCCGCUUCUACGAUUCGUGGAAGUCGGUGCUGAGGGGCCAGGUUUGCAUCGUGCUGGUCACCGAACUCAUGACCUCGGGCACGCUCAAGACGUACCUGAGGCGGUUUCGGGAGAUGAAACCGAGAGUCCUUCAGCGCUGGAGCCGCCAAAUCCUUCGGGGGCUUCAUUUCCUACACUCCCGGGUUCCUCCCAUCCUGCACCGGGACCUCAAGUGCGACAAUGUCUUUAUCACGGGCCCUACUGGCUCUGUCAAAAUCGGGGACCUGGGCCUGGCCACACUCAAGCGCGCCUCCUUUGCCAAGAGUGUCAUCGGGACCCCGGAAUUCAUGGCCCCUGAGAUGUAUGAGGAAAAGUAUGAUGAGGCCGUGGACGUGUAUGCAUUUGGCAUGUGCAUGCUGGAGAUGGCCACCUCUGAGUACCCGUACUCCGAGUGCCAGAAUGCCGCGCAAAUCUACCGCAAGGUCACUUCGGGCACAAAGCCGAACAGCUUCUACAAGGUGAAGAUACCCGAGGUGAAGGAGAUCAUUGAAGGCUGCAUACGCACGGAUAAGAACGAGAGGUUCACCAUCCAGGACCUCCUGGCCCACGCCUUCUUCCGUGAGGAGCGCGGUGUGCACGUGGAACUAGCGGAGGAGGACGACGGCGAGAAGCCAGGCCUCAAGCUCUGGCUGCGCAUGGAGGACUCGCGGCGUGGCGGGCGCCCACGGGACAACCAGGCCAUCGAGUUCCUGUUCCAGCUGGGCCGGGACGUGGCCGAGGAGGUGGCACAGGAGAUGGUGGCUCUGGGCUUGGUCUGUGAAGCCGAUUACCAGCCAGUGGCCCGUGCAGUACGAGAACGGGUUGCCGCCAUCCAGCGAAAGCGUGAGAAGCUGCGUAAAGCUAGGGAACUGGAGACACUCCCACCGGAGCCAGGACCUCCACCAGCAACUGUGCCCAUGGCUCCCCAUCCCCACAGUGUCUUCCCUGCUGAGCCUGAGGAGCCAGAGGCAGACCAGCACCAGCCUUUCCUUUUCCGCCACGCCAGCUACUCAUCUACCACCUCGGAUUGCGAGACUGAUGGCUACCUCAGCUCGUCCGGCUUCCUGGAUGCCUCAGACCCUGCCCUUCAGCCCCCUAGGGGGGUGCCAUCCAGCCCAGCUGAGUCCCAUCUCUGCCUGCCCUCGGCUUUUGCCCUAUCUAUUCCACGUUCUGGCCCUGGAAGUGACUUUUCCCCUGGGGACAGCUAUGCCUCAGAUGCAGCAUCAGGCCUUAGCGAUGUGGGAGAAGGGAUGGCACAAACGAGGAGACCCCCAGGGAGGAAUCUCCGGCGCAGACCCCGAUCCCGGCUUCGGGUCACUAAUGUCUCAGACCAGAAUGACAGAGUGGUUGAGUGCCAGCUACAGACCCACAACAGCAAGAUGGUGACCUUCCGAUUUGAUCUGGAUGGGGACAGCCCAGAAGAGAUCGCAGCUGCCAUGGUGUAUAAUGAGUUCAUUCUGCCCUCGGAGCGAGACGGAUUUCUCAGACGGAUUCGGGAGAUUAUCCAGAGAGUGGAGACCCUGUUGAAGAGAGACACUGGCCCCGUGGAGGCUGCUGAAGACACCCUAUGCACCCAGGAGGAGCCAGCACCAUUACCUGCCCUGCCCGUCCCCCUCCCAGACUCAUCCAACGCAGAGCCCCAGAGCAGCAACUCCCUGGAGCACAGGAGCUGGGCAGGCUUCUCUACCUCCUCAUCUUCUGGAACUCCAUUGUCUCCUGGAACCCCUGUUUCCCCAGGUCCCAUCUUCCCCAUCACUUCUCCCCUAUGUCAUCCCAGCCCCUCCCCAUUCUCCCCCAUUUCUUCCCAGGUCUCAAAUCCCGUUCCCCAUCCCCCCUACUCUCCACUUCCAUUCUCCAGUGCACCCGAGUUUCCAGUCCCACCCUCUCAGUUUCCCCAGAGUUCUCUCCCGAGUUCUCCACCUGCAUUCUCUCCCAGUUGUUCUCAGGUCACUCUUAGUCCCCAUUUUGUUCCCCUGUGCCCCUCCACUUCUUCCCUCCCCUCCACCACAGCAGCCCCUCUCCUCUCUCUGGCUAGUGCCUUCUCACUGGCUGUGAUGACUGUGGCCCAGUCCCUGCUGUCCCCCUCGCCCGGGCUCCUUUCCCAGUCUCCUCCAGCCCCUCCUAGUCCCCUCCCUAGCCUGCCACUUCCCCCUCCCCUUGCUCCUUGUGGCCAGGAGAGCCCUUCACCCCACACAGCUGAGGUGGCGAGUGAGGCCUUGCCAACUCCUGCUCGGCCCCUCCCAGGUGAAGCCAGGCUGGCACCCAUCUCUGAAGAGGGAAAGCCACAGCUUGUUGGGCGUUUCCAAGUGACUUCAUCCAAGGAACCGGCUGAGCCUCUUCCCCUGCAGCCAGCAUCCCCCACUCUCUCCGGUUCUCCGAAACCUUCAACCCCUCAGCUCACUUCAGAGAGCUCAGAUACAGAGGACAGUGCUGGAGGCGGGCCAGAGACCAGGGAAGCUCUGGCUGAGAGUGACCGUGCAGCUGAGGGUCUGGGGGCUGGAGCUGAGGAAGAAGGAGAUGAUGGGAAGGAACUCCAAGGUGGGGGCAGCCCCCCACCCCUGAGCCAACCCAGCCCUGUGUGGAUGAACUACUCCUACAGCAGCCUAUGUCUGAGCAGCGAGGAGUCAGAAAGCAGCGGGGAAGAUGAAGAGUUCUGGGCUGAGCUGCAGAGUCUUCGACAGAAGCACUUAUCAGAGGUGGAAACACUACAGACACUACAGAAAAAGGAAAUUGAAGACUUAUACAGCCGACUGGGGAAGCAGCCUCCUCCGGGUAUUGUGGCCCCAGCUGCUAUGCUGUCCAGCCGCCAGCGCCGCCUCUCCAAGGGCAGCUUCCCCACCUCCCGCCGCAACAGCCUACAGCGCUCUGAGCCCCCAGGCCCUGGCAUCAUGCGAAGGAACUCCCUGAGUGGCAGCAGCACCGGCUCCCAGGAGCACCGGGCAAGCAAGGGGGUGACAUUCGCCGGGGAUGUUGGCAGGAUGGUGAGGGCGGGCCCAAGGGAGGGAGAGCCCAGGGAAUGGUACCUGGCUGCAACUUUGCUUUCUUCCCACCUUGGAGGUUUCUCCAUCACUUUUUCUUUUCCCUCCAGUGAAUUCAGAACAGAAGCCAUGUAUCUCCCUCACACCAGGGCCCACCAUGGAGCCUGUGUUCUCAGAAUCUGAUGCUUUUCUGACCAACACAACUGAGCAAGGAAGAUCCCAGCACUGAGCGGGUAGAAGGCCAGGGGGGCAUGGAGAGUGCAGCUCCAUUAUAGUGAAGAGCCAAACAUAUGUGAACUGUUUGCUGUGUGGAGGUGUCAGUUCUGCAGCCUACCAUCUUCAUCUACCCCCUCUCCUGCCAAGAGUCAACCACUAAGCAAUCCCACCCAAUCCCAGAUGCUUCUAAAGGGGCCUACUCCCAGCUGGGGGAGUGCAGGGGAUAUGCUCACACCACAUUAGCAGCAGCCAAUAAAAAUGGUGGAAACAAG